UGCAGCACUUGCCGCAGUACGUACUGUCGUCUGUCAGAAGCUACACGGGGACCUUUGUUUGUGUCUGUGCCGGGAGAGCAGCACUAUGAGGACGCCUAUGAGAGCUUCAUGCGGCAGCAUCUCAAGCACUACGGCUACUACCGCGGACGGAGCGAGGACGACGAGGAGGAGGAGGCGAGGGGCGUUCCGCUCAGAGGUGGCCUUGGGGGGCCCAAUUCUGGCCCCCCACGCAGCUCCACCUUCCCCGGCUCCCUCGCCGAGCACAGCAGAGAGGAGGGGACUCGGCCCCCAGGCCGCCCCUCUGCGGGCCCUCGUCCGCCGGGCCCCCCGCCGUGGCGCAGCACGCAGCUGGUGCUGGAGGAGGGCGCCGGCGCCCCCCGGCUGCGGGAGCCUCUGCAGGGCCCCGCGCCCAGCGCCUCGGCGCUGCCCGCGCACGCCCCGCGCUGGCCGCUCGACUGCCAGGUCGUGCCCGAGCGCGUCGCCCACAUAGACUGGGACCCCUCCGAGCCCGAGCCGCUGUACGAGGCCACGGGGCGUGAGCACGAGCCGCUGUGCGUGGGCGACGAGAGCGGAGAGGUGGUGUUCGAGAUCGAGAAAGGUGAGCGGGUGGGUCGAUGUACAGGUGACUCCGUGUCCCCUCGCGUCUCCGCAUCCCGCCGCGACUCCGCGUCCCCCCGUGUCUCUCUCCGUGCAGCCUCCUCCGAGCGCUGCUUCGUGUCGGCGCGGAUUGGGGGCCGCCGGGGCCCGCUGGUGCCGCCCCCCGCGGCCACGCGUGGGGACGACGACUCCACCCUCCUGUUCGAGUCGCGCUUCGAGAGCGGCAACCUCCAGAAGGCCGUGAGAGUCGGCGAGUGGGAGUACGAGCUCACGCUGCGCUCGGACCUCUACACAGACAAGCACACGCAGUGGUUCUACUUCCGCGUGGGCAACACGCGCGCCGCCCCGCGCCGCUACCGCUUCACCAUCACCAACCUGGGCAAGCCGCGCAGCCUCUACGGCGCCGGCCUGCGCCCGCUUUUCUACUCGGAGUGCGACGCCGCGGGGCCGCUCGCCCUCGGCUGGCGCCGCGCCGGCUCCGACGUCCGCUACUACCGCACGCGGACCGCGGCAGCGGCAGCGGCGGAGACGCGGGCGCGCUACUCGCUCACGUGGACGUUCUCGUUCCCGCACGAGGGCGACGAGUGCUACUGGGCGCACUGCUACCCCUACACGUACUCGCGCCUCGCCGCGCGCCUGGCGCGUGUCGCCGCCGACCCGCGCGCCGCGCGCCUCUGCCGCACGCGCGUGCUGUGCCGCUCGCUGGCGGGCAACCCCGUGCCCGUGCUCACCAUCACGUCCCCCGCGCCCCCUCCUCCUCCUCGCCUCCUCGACGGCCCCGAGCGGGGGGCCCGCGACGGCGGCGCCGCGGAGGAGGAGGAGGGAGUGGGGGGCUCCGCCGAGCGGGGGGCCCGCGCAGCGCUCCUGGGCCGGGCCAAGCGCGCGGUGGUGGUGACGGCGCGCGUCCACCCCGGGGAGAGCAACUCCUCGUGGGUGAUGGAGGGGCUGCUCGACUUCCUGCUGGGCGACUCGGCGGACGCGCGGCUCCUACGCGACACCUUCGUGUUCAAGGUGGUGCCCAUGCUCAACCCGGACGGGGUGCUCGUGGGCAACUACCGCUGCUCGCUCUCGGGGCGCGACCUCAACCGAAACUACCGCACCGCGCUGCGCGAAGCCUUCCCCCCCGUGUGGCACCUGCGCGCCAUGGUGCGCAGGCUGCUGGAGAAGCGCGAGGUGGUGAUGUUCUGCGACCUUCACGGCCACAGCCGCAGGAGCAACGUGUUCGUGUAUGGGUGCGAGGGCGCGGCGGGUUCCGGGCACGGCCCCCGGGGGGGCCAGAGCGGCCGAGUCUUCCCGCUCAUGAUGAGCAAGAACAUCCCCGACAAGUUCUCCUACGAGAGCUGCCGCUUCAAGGUACAGAAGAGCAAGGAGGGCACGAGUCGCGUGUCCAUGUGGAGGAUGGGCAUCGCCAACAGCUUCACCCUGGAGACCACCUUCGCCGGCUCCACGCUAGGGGAGCGCAAGGGCACGCACUUCAGCGUCGAGGACCUGAAGUCGGUGGGGUACCAGCUGUGCGACACGCUGCUCGACUACUGCGACCCCGACCAGGCCAAGGUCGAGCUGUGUGAGCGGGAGGUGAUGGAGCGUGCUCAGGCCACAGAGCGGAUGCGCAACCUCGGCAAAGACGGGGGGGGGCCCUGGGGGCUGGGCCUCUCCGACAUCGAGUCCAGCGAGAGUGGCUCAGACAGCUCGCAGUCGGAUGGGCUGCCCUCACACCUGCUGGCGCUGCUGCCUAAGAUGCGCGUCAAGCGGCGGCGCCUCAAGUCGCGCAAGGAGCGGAACCGCACUCGCCUGGGCCUGCUGCAGGCCGUGGGGGCCGUGGGGGCCCUGGGCUCCGGCUUCCCUCCUAGCGCCGGGCCCCGGCGGGCCGGGCCCCGGCGGGGCACGACCCGGCCGAGCGGAGGGGCCUUCGCGGAGGCUGCGGCCGAGGCGGCCGGGGAGCCCGUCGGCCGAAAGGAGGCGGACAAGGUGCACACGCAGCGCUACCGCAGGAGCGGCCCGGCCACCACCGUCAUGGCCGCCGUCGGGGGCGCCCGGGGCGGGGCCGUGGCUGCGACCGCAACCCAGGGCCCCCCCGGUGCACAGACGAGCGUCCCCCUGGCGUAUGUGGGGAGCGACCCCCUUGCCGGCGUCUCCACCCUCGCCCGCGACGCUGCAGCGUCCGCCCAGACGCAGGCCGCCACGCCGACCCUUGACCCCGGCCACGGUGACUUCUGCCCCGCGCACGGCACCUUGGCCACCCAGUACCUGAGCGGCCUGCUGGAGGAGGGCUGGGGUGUGCAGUGGGAGGGCAGCGGCCUGAGCCUGCGUCACGUGACUCGUCACAUGGCGCCCUCGUCGCGUCGACGCAUGCUGCUGGGGGGGCAGCUGGUCCUGCCCGUCUCCAUGACGACCGCGCUGCCCCCGAAUCCCCGCCGCCCCCCCCGCACGGCCAUCAGGCAGCACCCGCUGCCCUUCGAUCCCUGGCUGGAGGAGGCCAGCGGCUUCCUGUCCUCCGGACGGCUGCAGAGGAGCAGCAGGGAGCCGCUCUCUCUCCUGCCGGCCACGCAGCGACCCGCCUCCGUGCGGAUGGGUCCCCUAUCGCGCACCCCCAGGCCACUGGGUGCCAUCGGCUCGGGUGACGCGGGAACCCCCGAGCGGGGGCGGAAACAGCAGCAGCCGAAGGAGCCGGCGCCGGGGAGAGCGUUCGCCGGGAGGCUGAGCCCCACGGCGACGAGGGAGCCGGGCCGGGGGGCCCUCGUCACCGUCACCGGGGCCCCGGGCCUCUCCGCAGAGGCCGGGCAGCGUGCCCCGCGCGGGGCAACGGGGGCGCCCGCGGGAGACGCGGAGGAGCCGUGCUGAGCGGUGAGCGUGUCGCACGGCCAUCAUGGCCGCACUCGCGAGAGGGCGCCUGGGAGCGCCGUGACGGCGGAGCGCCUGGGAGCGCCUGGGAGCGCCUGGGAGCGCCUGGGAGCGCCUGGGAGCGCCUGGGAGCGCCUGGGAGCGCCUGGGAGCGCCGUGACGGCGGAGCGCCUGGGAGCGCCUGGGAGCGCCUCACCUCCGCGGGGUCCUCGCCGGAGGAGACGCACGGCGCCGGCGCCUCCUUGCCCCUCGGCCGCCGAGCUCGACUGCGAUGGUUCGAGUCCCGCUCCAGUAGCGGGAGAAUCCCAACAACGCCGAGCGAAUGUUAUGGCCGCGUGACGUCGUUGGCGAGAGUGAGGCCGUCGUGAGUGACCAUCGCAGCCUGAGGCCCCGCAACACGACAACCAGAAGACGGAACUGUGGAACGACUGAGUUAGCACCACUGAGUUAGUACUACUGAGUUAGUACGACUGAGUUAGUACCACUGAGUUAGCACGACUGAGUUAGUACGACUGAGUUAGUACCACUGAGUUAGUCCCACUGAGUUAGUACCACUGAGUUAGUACGACUGAGUUAGCACCACUGAGUUAGUUCCACUGAGUUAGUAUCACUGAGUUAGUACGACUGAGUUAGUACCACUGAGUUAGCACGACUGAGUUAGUACCACUGAGUUAGUACGACUGAGUUAGUACCACUGAGUUAGUACCACUGAGUUAGUACCACUGAGUUAGUACCACUGAGUUAGUAUGACUGAGUUAGUACCACUGAGUUAGUUCCACUGAGUUAGUUCCACUAAGUUAGCACGACUGAGUUAGUACCGCUGAGUUAGUUCCACUGAGUACCACUGAGUUAGUACGACUGAGUUAGUACCACUGAGUUAGUACCACUGAGUUAGCAUGACUGAGUGAGUACGACUGCGAGCGUCUCGAGUUUGGGCCACAGAGAGGAGGUUGAAGAUUAAAGUGAAACUGGCCGGGAGUGUUAAUCGGAUAACGUUUUCAAGUUUUAAUCGGCUAAAAGUUGACGUUGCUGUUCUGUUUAUGGAAUUAAGGGAAUCGUUUGCAAUUAUUAAAAAACCCCGUCAAUGCGGAGGUUUUGUCUGCGCCGAUAUUUCUUGUUGUCUGGACGCACGACUGCAGCGGGCUCGCAGCAACGCACACGGAGCGCAGUGCCGAUCUUGGUCACAACUCCUCAAAGUAACCACAUUUUCAUUCCGUGCCAAGACAUUACUGAAAGGUGAACGUUUUAUAUUCUUCUCUAAGCAAAUAAUGGUCACAUUCUCGGAAGCGUUGCACGCUGCAAGCUACGCCACGCUGCGUGCUCGUGGCCACGCGUCACGGCACUCUCGCAAAGCCGAUGGCGGCGUGGUAUGAACCCAGAGCCGUCCCGAGGGAACGGCAAAUCGAGGCGGCCACCCCGGGCC
This is a messenger RNA of Lethenteron reissneri (Far Eastern brook lamprey), 4861 nucleotides long. RefSeq names its product cytosolic carboxypeptidase 2-like. Gene Ontology annotation, biological process: proteolysis. Lineage: Eukaryota; Metazoa; Chordata; Hyperoartia; Petromyzontiformes; Petromyzontidae. The record is from RefSeq and is a predicted model, not a curated record. Gene Ontology annotation, molecular function: zinc ion binding; metallocarboxypeptidase activity.